Cimex lectularius (bed bug) is the source of this 2952-nucleotide messenger RNA. RefSeq lists its product as uncharacterized. NCBI's taxonomy places the organism in Eukaryota, Metazoa, Arthropoda, Insecta, Hemiptera, Cimicidae. The transcript has 26 exons. The coding region runs from base 111 to 2801 and encodes 896 amino acids. Gene Ontology annotation, cellular component: microtubule organizing center. The record is from RefSeq and is a predicted model, not a curated record. Gene Ontology annotation, biological process: microtubule anchoring.
GUUCAUUAUUGCAAAAAAAUUCAGUAGAAAAAAGAAACGAGAAAGAAACCAAUUGUGAAACCUCCCCGGGGAGACGAAUGUGAAAAUCCACCAGUUUUUAGAAGUAAACAAUGCCAGUUGAAGAAAAUAAAGAGCUGAGGGAUUUGGUGACCGAAACUUUGCAGAAAAAGGGCGUCCUCGGGAAAGUCCAGGCAGAGAUACGGGCCAGCGUCUUCCUCGCCCUCGAAGAACAGAACGUAUUCAAGGACAAAUCCCCUUUUAUUAACAGGCAGCUUAAAGACUUUGUCAAAACAAGCGAUGGCAACAUGAUAAUCUCCUUAGUCCGGGAAUUCCUCGAGUUUUUCAAUCUAGAAUUCACUUCAAUGGUAUUUGACCCAGAAACACAUGCAGGUAUUGAUUAUACAUAUGAAGGGAGGCAUAAAUUGGCUAAAGAUCUCAUGCUCAGCAAUGAAGAACAAGAAAGCCGACCCCUCUUGAGCCUUUUGAUCGGUGCUAUACAAACCAACAACAUUCGAGCCCGAAACGGCAUUAACUUCGCCAAAGAUGCCACAAGAGAGAAAGAAGUCAACCUCCUCGAUUUUGACAAGUCGCUCAAUGGUAUAAAUGGUGAUUACCCAUUUCAAGGCGAUGGAGACAAAGUUAAGACAGAUGAAACUAAACAGCCGGAAAAUAGUCGGAAUCAAGAACGCACCGGACAUUCUAAAGAAUCUCAAGGAAUGUCUUCUUUAUCCUCAUUGAGCAACUUGCCGCCAUUGGGAAAACCACCAGGAGGAAAUUUGGAAAUAAACGAUUACAAUUUCAAAGCCAUCCUAGAUAUUGGUCUGAGUACUAACGACGAUGAAGAAUUUUUAACUCAGGUUAAAAAAGACAAUUUGGAAGAGAUCAAACCUCCCAAGGUUGGUGUCGACAGCGAAGAGAGCGAAAUUGAAGAGGAUCUGUCUCGAAAUUCAAACAUUUCUGCACCCGGGGAUGAUAACAGCAUCGAUAUCACCAUAUCAAAAGCGAGCGGACAUGGAGAUUAUUUGGAGGAUGGGAUACAAAAGCAAACAGAGCAUAAGAAAAAGUAUGUUUCUCAAGAAGGAGAUGGUGACAAGAAGUCUGACAUCAGUGUGUCGAAUAAAAUGUCAUCUGUAGGCGAUUCAACCAAGGCUAAAAAAACAGCCAAAUUGGAUUACGGCCCAAUGACCACGAAUAUUCUCCCACCUGCACAGCCCGAUGGAAAAUGUAAUUUGUCCAACUCGACCUCGAGCGAAAGAGCUGACCUCGACCAUAGCAAAUGUGAUACAUUUAGUGAGAUUGAUGACAUAGAAGAGGAGUUCUUAUCAAGUUCCAGCGAAAACCCCGACAACCAACUUUUCAUUAUGGAGUCCCAUGAGAAAAAUCCUGAGCCGAGAGAGAAGAACAACAAAAUCAACGACAUGUUCGGCAACGUAAAAACUUUGCAAACGAUUGACAACGCGGUGACACAAAUUGUUAAAAAGAAAAUCCCCCAUUUGGCCGAUUUGCCCCUUAAAGAUGAAAUAGUCAUUAUCAAUCAGGUCGACGAUGCAAAGGAAGUGGCCCAUACUAAAAAGAGUUCCGAUUCGUUGUCUCGCAUCCUUCCCGCUGAAAGUAGAAGUGUCGCAAGUGUCAUUACGCAGAAUGACAUUACAAUAAAAAUCAAUGAAAAUCCAAAAACUCAAGAUGUCUCAGACAGGGUGAUGGUCGGUGGCCAACAGCUCGACAAAGAAGAAUAUAAGAGCAUUUUUCAAGAAUUAGAGAAAGGCCUUGGAGCAAAAAUCGAGUCAAUAUUCAUACCCGAAGAGCCUAAGAUUCAAGUUACACUUACAUCACCUACAAAGCAUGAUAGCUUACAGUACGGCGAUGUUGGGAAAAAAACUGUCAAGGAACAAAAAGAGAAACAUUUACACGGCUCUUUAGAAAACAGAACUGCAAAAUCUGACCAUGAGUCUUCUGAUUCUCCUUUGUCGAAGUCUCAAGAUUCGAAGGGUCAUGUCAAGAGGUCUUUAACCAAAUCACCAGAGCAAGAGUAUAAAAUAAACGAUAAUCAGAAAACCUCAAACUCGUCGAGCCCUAAAAGUCACAGCAAAACUGAUUCUUCCCACUCACUAAAGAAAUCUGGUGGCAAAGACAAAUCUGACAAGCUUGAUUUUGCUUUAAAUUUGCAAAAUCAUAAAUCAGAAAAACACGAAAUGCGCAUUGAAAGCAAUUCACCAGGAAGAAACAGAGGAAGCAUCGGAGAGAAGCUUAAACAAGUCGAUACGAGUAACAUUGAUUCGUUUUUUAAAUUCGGAGUUGAUACAAGUUAUGAAGAGUUUUGCAAAUUCAAAAGUGAAAUGCUAAGGCUGAAGGGAUAUCAUGCCAACAAAGGGGACAACGACAAUUCAUCAUGUUCUUUAACAUCAGUUUCCUCGUGCAGCAAAGGCAAAUGUGAAGAGAGGAUAUUGCAAAAGGAUGAUCAUACAAUUUCACUAUCUUUAGAGGGAAAGCAACCAUCGUUUCCAAAAGUCCUUCCUCCUCUCAAGUUAAGCACGUCCAGUAGGAAAAAAAGCAAACUCCUAUCUAAGGACAGUGAUCAUGCUUCAUCGCUCAAGGAAGAUAGUGAAAAGUCGCAGUCGUCGCACACAAAAAAAUCAAAAAGUCGAUCCUCCGAAAGCAGGCAGAACACAAUUGACAUAGAAGUUUCAAAUAUCAGCACUGAGCAGGAUGAAAAAACACAGGAUAUUUCGCAUUCUUCUGUCAGCUGUAUUGGAGAUUAUAUGGAGCCUGUUUCUCUCACGGCCUUGCCUCCUAGGUUUUGAUCGUAACUUAGAAGUUUGCCAACCCUCCAGCCCUGUGUUUUUCUUCAAUUUAGUAAAUAUUAGACAUAAGCACAACAUCGAACUUGGCCCUUUUUGUGAAUACAAGGAAGAAAAAACAUAAUGGAAAGGAAAUAAACAUGGAUUAGAAGUA